Messenger RNA from Brassica rapa (field mustard), 1523 nucleotides. RefSeq names its product RING-H2 finger protein ATL46. Lineage: Eukaryota; Viridiplantae; Streptophyta; Magnoliopsida; Brassicales; Brassicaceae. Gene Ontology annotation, molecular function: ubiquitin protein ligase binding. The record is from RefSeq and is a predicted model, not a curated record.
CUCGCACUUCGGAAAAUUACAACUUCACUUUGUCAUUUUCUUCUAUUUCCACCAUUAAAGCUCAAGAAAACGAAAGGUUAAGAGAGAUAAACAGAUAGAUUUAGAGAUAGAGAGAGAGUGUGUGUGAGGAGACAGGAGAGAGAGAAAGAGAGUUCCUUUCACUCUCUUCUUCCUCUGCAAAUCUGACAGAGAAAAAGAGUUCAUUUACUUCACGGGAGCUUAACUUUUUCUGAGAACCUGGAUGGGCUUCUAGUUUCUGUUUCCUGGAUCUUGAAUUUGAGAUCUUUACAAAGAUGACCUGGGUUCGAUUCGCAAUUGAGCAAAAAGACGGUACCUUUGCGUACCCACCACCGUUUUACAGAGACCCAAUUCUCCCUCCGCCGUCUCCUCCACCACCGUCCGGCAACAGAAUCAGCCCGGCGGUUCUCUUCGUCAUCGUCAUCCUAGCCGUCUUGUUCUUCAUCUCCGGCCUUCUUCACUUGCUCGUUAGGUUUCUCAUCAAGCAUCCUUCUCCUGCUUCUGCUUCCGCUUCGAGGUCUAACAGAUACCCAGAGAUCUCAACCAGCGACGCUCUUCAAAGACAGCUUCAGCAGCUCUUCCAUCUCAACGACUCUGGUCUCGACCAAGCCUUCAUCGACGCUCUGCCUGUUUUUCACUACAAAGAACUGGUCGGUGCCUCCAAGGAGCCGUUCGAUUGCGCGGUUUGUCUCUGUGAGUUUACUGAGAAAGAUAAGCUGAGAUUGUUGCCAACGUGUAGCCAUGCCUUUCAUCUUAACUGUAUUGAUACUUGGCUUCAGUCUAACUCGACUUGCCCUCUUUGUCGUGGCACUCUCUUCUCCCCUGGCUUCUCCAUGGAGAAUCCAAUGUUUGACUUCGAUGAUAUAAGAGAAGAGGAGGAAGAGCGUGUAGCUGAGAAAGCUAUGGAGAUUCAAGAAAUCGUUGUGGAGAAAGGGGUUUUACCGGUGAGGUUAGGGAAGUUCAAGAGGCUUGACAAUGUUGGUCAAGGACAGGAAGGUCAUGAUGGUGUAGGAGAGACUAGUAGUAGUAAUCUAGAUGCAAGGAGAUGUUUCUCAAUGGGUUCGUAUCAGUAUAUACUCGGUAACUCGGAGCUUAAAGUACCGUUUGGCAACGAUAGGCAACUGCGUUUGAAACCUCAAGAGAAAGAGUCUCAGGAUUCAUCAUCUGAAGAGAAGAAGAUGAGUAGUGUUGUGGCUAAAGGGGAGAGCUUUUCGGUUUCAAAGAUUUGGUUGUGGCCUAAGAAAGACAAGUUCUCUUCAGAUGCUCAAAGGAGGUUGCCUUCUUCAUCGCUCAACGUCGAUGAACUUCCAAGACUUCCAUGGAUGGAAGAACACAAGAAGCUGGAGAACGGUGAAAGGUAGUAUCUUUUGCUCAUUUUUUUCAGUCCGAACCAUUGAUAAGUUUUUAGAGGGUUUACUGAUUAUAUCUUGGGGGUUUGACAAUCAUAUGUUGUAAGAUAAUGUUAUAAGGUUUAUAAGAAAUUCAUAUUGCAUCUUGGUUGUUAA